UUUCCAUGUCUGAAAAUUGGAAGUAUAGCUUUUAAAAGAUGUGGGCUUCUUGUCCACUCUCAAGUCACAGUGUGAAGCGAAGUGAAUAGAGUUGGAUAAAAAUGGUGCAUGUGCUGCAGGGGUUGGGUUGGGCUCAGUCGGUGGGUCUGAUUCUGACACUCUCUGGAGCGGUGCUUCUGAUCAUUCUCUCAGCCUCAGUCGAUGGCCGUCUUGGUCCAACAAGGCCCGUCCACAUCUUCAACUUCGGCGACUCCAACUCGGACACGGGUGGACUCGUCGCUGGACUCGGCUACUCCGUCAAUCCCCCCAACGGACGUACCUUCUUCCGUAGAUCAACCGGUCGCCUCUCCGACGGACGCCUCGUCAUCGACCUCCUCUGCCAGAGUCUGAAUGUGAGUCUAUUGAGCCCAUACCUAGACUCUUUGGCAGGGUCCAGGUUCUCAAACGGGGCAAACUUCGCCGUUGUCGGGUCCUCUACCCUCCCAAAACGUGUCCCUUUUUCUUUGAAUAUUCAAGUCAUGCAGUUCAUCCACUUCAAGGCUACUGCAGGUUCAAAACAUUUGAUAAAUGAUGACAGUUUCCGGAAAGCACUGUACAUGAUCGAUAUCGGACAAAAUGACCUUGCCGAUUCAUUCGCUAAAAACCUUUCAUACGCUCAAGUAACAAAGAGAAUUCCUUCAGUUAUUGCAGAAAUCAAGAGUGCCGUUAAGGCUUUAUAUGAUCAAGGUGGAAGGAACUUUUGGAUACACAACACCGGGCCGUUGGGUUGUCUCCCUCAAAAACUUUCAUUAGUUGAGAAGAAGGAUUUGGAUCCAUAUGGAUGUCUUUUGAGUUACAAUGCGGCUGCAAGAUCGUUCAAUGAAGCAUUGCUCCAUUUGUGCAACGAGAUGAGAUCUGAAUUGAAGGAUGCUGUGAUAGUUUAUGUGGAUAUAUAUGCCAUCAAGUAUGAUCUCAUUGCCAACUCCACCAAAUACGGUUUCUCUAGGCCGCUAAUGGCAUGUUGUGGCAACGGAGGUCCUCCGUACAACUACAAUGUCGGGCUGACCUGCGGUCAUCCUGGCUCCCAGGUUUGUGAUGAAGGAUCUCUAUUUGUGAACUGGGAUGGAAUUCAUUACACCGAAGCCGCCAACACCAUCGUGGCCUCAAAGAUACUUUCAAAGAAUUUUUCCACACCAAGCAUUCCAUUUGAUUUCUUUUGUGGCAGUUAGUAAGGGUUAGAAAAUCAGUAGCACUGCAUGCCCAAGGCUUGAAAUUGUAGUGGUUUACUUCCACUUCUCCUUGUACUGGAAUGUCCAAAUAGGAAAUUACAGUUUUAGGAAGUGUAUCAUGUUGUUGUAAAACAUUCUCUUAAGCCUCAAUUUUGUAUCCCUUGUUAUCAUGGACUAGGCUUGUGAUUCUUUUGUUAGUGUGUUUGGGCCUUUCAAAUAGUAAAACAAGAAACUCUGAAAUAACAUAUUUUUCUCGA
This is a messenger RNA of Prunus avium (sweet cherry), 1465 nucleotides long. RefSeq names its product GDSL-like Lipase/Acylhydrolase superfamily protein. The record is from RefSeq and is a predicted model, not a curated record. Gene Ontology annotation, cellular component: chloroplast stroma. NCBI's taxonomy places the organism in Eukaryota, Viridiplantae, Streptophyta, Magnoliopsida, Rosales, Rosaceae. Gene Ontology annotation, molecular function: hydrolase activity, acting on ester bonds.